Molecule: messenger RNA, 702 nt
Organism: Puccinia graminis f. sp. tritici CRL 75-36-700-3
Lineage: Eukaryota; Fungi; Basidiomycota; Pucciniomycetes; Pucciniales; Pucciniaceae
Exons: 4
Coding region: 1-702 (233 amino acids)
Source: RefSeq, a predicted model, not a curated record
AUGGCUGGAUUACGCACCCUUGUAUCCGUCCUCCUGGUAUGCAUCAGCUACCACGCCAUAACUGCAGCCCAUACUCUGGCACCGAGAGACAAAGAAGACAAAUCAGGCAAAUUUUCGUACCAGUGUGGAAACUCAAUCGCGACCGUCUCCCAAAUGCCGAAUAUCCAGACCUGCAUGGACUUUCGCCAAUUGUUCCCAAUUCAUGCGGCCCAGAAAAAUAUCUCGAUUCCCAUUCAGUCAUGGCUAGCUGGAAUGUGUGCAGCCAAAGACUGCCCCGAUGAGGGUCUGAAGGCAGCCUUGGCCGAGCUCUCCAAUGGCUGUGCAGCCGAGUUGAAGAACAACUCCCCACAUGCCGGCGCUCUCUUUUCCUUAUUCACGUACUACAAAGACAUCAAGUCUGACUAUUGUAAGAACACUAAAAAGCUAGACUUCUGUCAGCCAGGUUUGGUCGGUACUGUGGACAAAUUGCAGGAGACCAAACGUCCGUUCUUAACGGUCUCGGCGCAAGCUUAUUGUAACGAGUGCAACAAAAAGUCGAAGGCCGAGACACCGAACCCACCCACCAAACGCUCCGAGCCAAAGAAGAAGGGAUCGCUCAAAGUUUGCCGCGGCUCCGACCUUGACGAAAAGCGCAUUCAAAUCAGCAUGCCUGCCCUCAAAGAAAAAUCUGAAGCUCCUGCUAAGCCCGAAGAGAGUGACUGA